CCUGCUGUGUUUGUCUUUCAGAUCACCUUCAGAAUUAUGUUGGAAAAGAGGAGGAUUUCUCUGACCAGCAGCUAUAUGAACAGGAGAUGCAUUCCAGUUUGGACCAAGAGAAACCAGAAGCUCUGCAGAUAAAAGAAGAGCAGAAAGAACCAGAACCUCCCUGGACAAAAGAGGAAACCACGGAGCUCCCCAUAAGCGAGCAUGAAGAGCAGCUUGUUCUAAAGCAGGAGCCUGUUAAUAGUGUCAAGAAACCUUUUUGUAUGACCUGUGGAAAAAGCUUCACUCUGAAAUCUAGUCUUAAUAGACAUAUCAGAACUCACACAGGUGAGAAACCAUUCUCAUGUUUGAUUUGUGGCAAAGGUUUUAAUGUAAAAGGUUAUUUGAUUGACCACAUGAAAACUCACACAUGUGAAAAGCGUUUAAAAUGUCUGCCCUGUGGAAAAACCUUCACAAGGAAAUCUUAUUUCAAGGAACACAUUAGAACUCACACAAGUAAGAAGGCUCAAAAAUGUCUAUCCUGUGGAAAAAGUUUCAGCUUUAAAUCUGCCCUUUACAAACACAUCAGAAUUCAUAAAGUAGCGAAGCCUUUGAAAUGUCUGUCCUGUGGGAAAAACUUCCCCUGUAAAUCUGCCCUUGAUAGACACGUCAGAAUUCACACAGGUGAGAAGCCUUUCUCCUGUACGAUUUGUGGCAAAACCUUUACUCAAAAAGGUUAUUUGACUUACCACAUGGGAAGUCACACAGAUGAGAAGCGUUUUAAAUGUCUGUCCUGUGGAAAAAGCUUCCCCUGUAAAUCUGGCCUUAAUGCACACACCAGAAUGCACACAGGUGAGAAGCCGUACUUAUGCACGAUUUGUGGCAAAAGUUAUACUCUUAAAGGUCAUUUGCAUGACCAUAUGAGAACUCACACGGGUGAGAAGCCUUUCGAAUGUCUGUCCUGUGGAAAAACAUUCACAAGGAAAUCUUAUCUUACCGCACACAUCAGAAUUCACACAGGUGAAAAGCCUUUCUCUUGCACAAUUUGUGGCAAAACCUUUACCCAUAAAGGUAACUUGACUGACCACAUGAAGCAUCACACAGGUGAGAAGCCUUUCAAAUGUCCAUCCUGUAGAAAAAGCUUCACCUGUAAAUCUGCCCUUAAAAAACACAUUAGAAUUCAUACAGGUGAGAAGCCUUUCUUAUGUACGAUUUGUGGCAAAAGUUUUACUGCAGAACGGUAUAUGACUGACCACAUGAGAAGUCACACAGGUGAGAAGCCUUUCGAGUGUCUGUCCUGUGGAAAAAGCUUCACUUAUAAAUCUGCCCUUAAUAGACACAGCAAAAUUCACCCAGGUGAAAAGCCGAUUUUAUGUAAGAUUUGUGGAAAAACUUUAACUCGAAAAGGUCAUUUCAAUUGUCAAAUGACAACUAACUCAGAAAGGCCUUUUCUUGAAUGACCUGUGGUAGUUCUUUAAUUUUUCAUCCAUGAAACAUAAGACUAUCUAAAAAGAAGGAGCUUUAAAGUUUCUAAAAUAAGUUUCAAAAUAUUAUUUUGUAAAUAUUAUUUUUAUUUUACUGCCGUGUAAACAAAAAAGAGAUCUAAAAUUCCACCUGGAUUGUUGGACUAAUGGAAUUCGACAACCACAUUUUACUUGCACCCCUACUGGCUGGCAUCAUUGGAAACUAUAGUGGGUUUUACCUUUCCAACAAGGGGUUGGAGGUUUUUGUCUGACUAUUUCUGAAGAAGCAAUUUGCUUGAUUAACACAUUGGGUGUGCUAAAUCGGCACAUUAGGCUCCAGAUAAGACUGAUCGCCUUAUCCAUGGCUACAAUGUCCAUUUCAUCAAUCUUUGCAGUGUUAUUUCUUCUCUCGCCAAUAUAUGACAUGACU
Molecule: messenger RNA, 1869 nt
Organism: Cyprinodon variegatus (sheepshead minnow)
Lineage: Eukaryota; Metazoa; Chordata; Actinopteri; Cyprinodontiformes; Cyprinodontidae
Product: gastrula zinc finger protein XlCGF57.1-like
Exons: 1
Coding region: 87-1436 (449 amino acids)
Biological process (GO): regulation of transcription by RNA polymerase II
Molecular function (GO): DNA-binding transcription factor activity, RNA polymerase II-specific; RNA polymerase II cis-regulatory region sequence-specific DNA binding
Source: RefSeq, a predicted model, not a curated record